GGAGGGGUUCACAACACUGGGGGCGGGGCUUAGUUUGACAGCUGAGCGUGUGGCAGGGAAGCGAGAGAGAGGAGGGUAGUGGGAGGCAGGUGCGGGGAGAGGAGGCUGCUGUGAGGUUCUUCUGAUACAAUGGAUGUGAUCCUGUACCUGGCGGGGGCGCUGGUCCUGUUACUGCUGUGGAUCAGGGCCAAGGGCUUCGAGUACGUCAUAGUCCACCACAGAUGGGUGUUCGUCUGCCUCUUCUUGCUCCCCCUCUCGGUGGUGUUCGAUGUGUAUUAUUACGUCAGGGCCUGGCUGGUGUUCAAGAUGUGCAGCGCGCCAAAGCAGCAUGACCGCCGGGUGAAAGAGAUUCAAGAGCAGGUGCGUCGCUGGAAGGCAGAUGGAGGUAAAAACUUCAUGUGCACUGGGAGGCCAGGCUGGUUAACUGUAUCCCUGCGUGUCGGGAAGUACAAGAACACACACAAAAACAUCAUGAUCAACCUUAUGGACAUCUUAGAGGUCGACACUAAGAGACAGGUUGUACGUGUGGAACCUUUGGUGAAUAUGGGACAGGUGACGGCCCUUCUUAAUUCUAUCGGCUGGACUCUUCCAGUACUUCCGGAGCUUGAUGACCUGACAGUCGGCGGUCUGAUUAUGGGAACAGGAAUCGAAUCAUCAUCCCAUAACUUUGGACUCUUUCAACACAUCUGCUUGGCCUACGAACUUGUCGUUGCCGAUGGCAGCCUUGUCCGGUGUACACCGACAGAAAAUUCUGACCUCUUCUAUGCCGUCCCUUGGUCCUGUGGAACCCUGGGAUUUUUGGUGGCUGCAGAAAUCAAGAUUGUCCCAGCUAAGAAGUAUGUGAAGCUACAAUACACCCCUGUGCGGGGCCUGGAGAAGAUCUGCGAGAGGUUUUCAAGAGAAUCCAAGAAUAAACAGAAUUAUUUUGUUGAAGGUUUGUCCUACUCUCUGGAUGAGGCUGUAAUAAUGACAGGAGUCCUGACCGAUGAGGCGCAGCCGGACCAAGUGAACAAUAUUGGACAUUAUUGGAAACCUUGGUUUUUUCGCCAUGUGGAAUCAUAUUUAAAGAAUAACCGAAGUGGAACCGAAUACAUUCCCUUACGCCAUUACUACCACAGGCACACGAGGAGUAUCUUCUGGGAGCUGCAGGACAUCAUUCCAUUUGGCAAUCACCCAGUGUUCCGCUACCUGUUUGGCUGGAUGGUGCCACCAAAAAUCUCCUUAUUAAAGCUCACCCAAGGAGAGACCAUCCGAAAGUUGUAUGAACAGCAUCAUGUGGUGCAGGACAUGCUCGUUCCAAUGAAAUGUCUGCAGAAAGCCAUCAGUGCCUUCCACAAGGAGAUUAACGUCUACCCACUUUGGCUUUGCCCUUUCAUUCUGCCAAGUCAUCCAGGCAUGGUACAUCCUAAGGGCAAUGAAGCAGAGCUCUAUGUAGAUAUUGGGGCCUAUGGGGAACCAAGGACAAAACACUUUGAUGCCAAAGCUUCUAUGCGGCAACUGGAAAAAUUUGUCAGAGAUGUUCACGGUUUUCAGAUGCUUUAUGCAGAUUGUUAUAUGAGCCGAGAAGAAUUCUGGGAGAUGUUUGAUGGAUCCUUGUAUCAAAAGUUGCGACAGAAGCUCGGCUGCAAGAACGCUUUUCCAGAAGUGUAUGAUAAAAUUUGCAAAGCUGCCCGGCACUGAGAGCCAAAGACAUAUUUGUGAUACAACUUAAUUUUUUUUUUACAAAAAAAAAAUAAAAAAAAAAUGAGACUCCAAGCCUUUGUCACAUCCAUCAGCUGAAGGACCGUGCGUUUUGUAACAACCCUUUAACUACUGUGCCUCAACAUCACUGCAUUUUCUAAGAUUAACAUUGCAAAUUUAAGUUAUUCUCUACAACGGUGUUUGGUACGGCUUCCAUAUGUCACCAUAAAGCCCAUAAGUUCACAUAAAGCCCAGUUUAACCUAUGGAGAGCUAAUCACAUGCCGGGUCACAUGUCAUUGUGGAUCAGUCUCUCGCCAAGACUUCCCUAUGCACCCAAGAGGCCAUUUCUCGCUUCCACAAUACCGCUGUUCUCCAUCUGAGAAUGUUUUGUUGUUGAAUGUGAUUCUUGGUUAUGAAGACCAAAUGUCUGUGGAAACCCGAAGAGCUGUUUUCUGAUAAAAUUCAAAAGCUUCCAAAGUUUGUAUAUUUGGAUAAACAUGCCAUCCGGCACAAAUCUUUGUCAGUGACUUUUAAGUGUCUAAUUUCUCAUGUUUUCAAAAAUAUAACUGAGUGAAACUAUCUGUGAGCGCCUUUAUAAAAUGCACAUGAGCAAUUGAAAUGGGUACCCUUCCCCUAGACAUCUCAUCCCCUAUCCAAAGGAUAGGGGACAAGAUGUCUGAUCGCGGGGGUCCAGCUGCUGGGCCCGCGAUCUCCCUGCUGCACCCGGCGAUCGUUUGGAGCGUUGGGUGCAGCUGCUGGGGCUCGUGACAUCACGGCCACGCCCGCUUGUGACUUUGCGGCCACGCCCCCUCAGUACCCCAUUAGGGUCUAUUAGCACGUACAGUAUUCUGAGGCAGAUUUAUGCGCAGGAUUUCAAGCUGUGUUCAGUCAUUGAAUUUACAUUGAAAUCUGCAGCAGAAAAUCCUGGGAUCAAAUCUGCGCAGAAUACUGUACGUGUGACUAGACCCUUAAUGUGUUGUUGGGCAUGGUGUCUGGUGCUGGUCUAUUGGCACUGUAGGGUGAUUGUUUUAGCCCUUUUGCCAUGUUGCUGGCACAAACAUGUUGGGUGUGAAUAUAUAACUAUAGUAUUGGUCUUUACACGUGGAUGUGAUUAUUGGAUGGUUGGUGAUGGAGCCCAGUGCGGGACCAUUUUUUUAAUCCCAUUCCUGUCCCUGCCCAAUAAAUUUCUGACCAUUACCGCCCACACCUGCAAUCUGUUCGUUCCACUCCCACAACAUUUGUGUCCAAUGCUGCCCACAACAUGUGUGUCCAAUCCCGCCCGCUCCAUUUAUGCAAAUAUUAGGGCCACCAUAGAAAAGCUAGGUGAGAAUAUAUGGCCCAGAUUUUCCAUGCUCCUGAAUGCCAUAUCUGCUUAUAGCUGAAUCACUUUAUAUGACGUAGAAGUGAAUGGAGGGGGCGUGGUGGCCACAUUGACAGUCAUCAGGCACGGAGUGGAGUUAGCUCCAUGCAUCGAAUGAUUUGGUGUCGCGCUGGAGAUCGCGGGGGUCCCCGGCGGCGGGAGCCCCGCGAUCUAACAUCUUAUCCCCUAUCCUUUGCGACGGAAUACCCCUUUAAGUGUUUCAGUUCAAAGACAUGCUACUAUGUACAUCACAAGCCACUGUUCUCCAAACUAUGGACCUCCAGAUAGCUGUUGGCUGCGCAGGCAUGCUGGGAGUUAAAGGUUUGCAACAUCUGAAGGUCCACAGUUUUGAGUCCACUACUUAAAGCCUACUUCCAAAUGGGAUAGAUAUACUGCAUGCUUUAAGAGGCAGAACUGUGUGCAGAAAAUCUGCAGCAUAUAACAGUACCAAAUUACACACUUCAGGAAACAUUUGCCUGGAAAUACCCAAUGAAAUAGUGUGAAAUACAUUAUUAUUUCUCUGUUGAUGGCAGAAAUCUUUUUUUUCUAUCUAUAAAGGUUUAUGGGGAGGGGCAGAGCCACAAUUUUUUGAACCAAAAAAAACGCCAUACUCGAAACUGACACAACCAGAAAUCUCCAUUUAAGGGUAAAGAAACGAUUCAUAUUUUCCUGUUGACUUCCAGAUAACAUCUUGCUGCAGAGAAAAUAGGAAUGUCCAGCGC
This is a messenger RNA of Hyla sarda, 3763 nucleotides long. It is a transcript of the gene DHCR24, whose product is annotated as 24-dehydrocholesterol reductase. The record is from RefSeq and is a predicted model, not a curated record. Gene Ontology annotation, cellular component: membrane; cytoplasm. Gene Ontology annotation, biological process: steroid metabolic process. Lineage: Eukaryota; Metazoa; Chordata; Amphibia; Anura; Hylidae. The coding region runs from base 130 to 1680 and encodes 516 amino acids. The transcript has 10 exons. Gene Ontology annotation, molecular function: FAD binding; Delta24(24-1) sterol reductase activity.